Messenger RNA from Dichomitus squalens LYAD-421 SS1, 2655 nucleotides. RefSeq lists its product as uncharacterized. NCBI's taxonomy places the organism in Eukaryota, Fungi, Basidiomycota, Agaricomycetes, Polyporales, Polyporaceae. The transcript has 3 exons. The coding region runs from base 1 to 2655 and encodes 884 amino acids. The record is from RefSeq and is a predicted model, not a curated record.
AUGGCGUUGACAUCGACGACCGAGACGCGGGUACGCGACAAGCGUGCCGCUGUCCCGAUUCUCCUCGAGGCCUUCCCUGCCCCGCCGUCGUUCAUUCCGCCUUCACCUUUGCACUCUAAUAAUGCCUCAUCCUCGUUUCCUCGUUCGCCGUCUCCUCGCCUUUCGCCUUCGAACUCGCCCCUCUCAAAUCCCCCAUCCGGCCCUCUUCCUCCUAUCCCUGGUCCUUCCCCAAUCACUGAGCACGAAACACUCAUGUUCAUCUCCGCCACCCGGUCGCGUCGUACAUCCAAAAUGUCUCUCGCGUCUGUCUCCACCUAUUCCCAACGGGACUCCAUCACCAGCGCCGACGGUAGCAGCCUCCCUUCACUCUCCCCCUCCACCAGCGGAACUCCUUACGACUCCUCGCGGUCUAUCCGAUCAUACUCUUCCAGCAGCUCACUUUCCGUCCCUUUCUCGAGACACAUUGAGAGGUCCCCCGUGAUCCAGCCCCGUAUCGCCGAGGAAGACGCUGCAGAUUUGACCCGCUUGUCACUCGAUGAAAUCGCGAUGCACUCACCGCUCCCGGAGCACCUGAGUGACGACGAGAAGGUGCUGGAUAUUGGCAUCUCCCGUCGUGUGUCCCGUUAUGACCCGCGCGACUCGAUCACUUCAGUGGAUAUGAGUGACGUCCCUCCUCUCCGCGGCGAAGACAAGGAUGCAAGGGUUACUGUGCCUCCUCCACCGCAAGUGUCUCCUCCCACGCACACCAGGUCGUUAUCGAGAAGCAUCCGGCACUCUUCAGACAAAGCCCUGCCUCCUCUCCCCCCACCGCCGCUCACACAGCCACCCCCGCCUCCAUCUAACACACCAUCUGAGUCAACCUCUCGCUCCCAGUCCCAGUCGCUUAGUCAUGCGCGCCGCCCAAGCAGUCCUGACAUAACAGAAAUCCUCGCAAGCACUCCUCGUCCACGGCGCAAGUCGUCACAUGGCUCUGGGUUGCGCUCACGGUCUACAUCGCGUUCUGCACACUCGGCACCAGUCUCACGUCGGACAAGUGCGGUGAGCGGCAGUUACCACCGCACUAGCGUGCCGAACGUGCCAUCUCUCCCCCGUGGACGGAGGGAGUCAUCGCGGCCGGAGUCUCCCAGUGAGCUCGCGUACGAACAGACAGCUAUGGUCCCCGCUUCGCGCGAGCCCUGGGAUGAGGACUCAUUCGUUACGGAUUACGGUGUUCCAGUGGACGAGACGGGAACACCGUAUGACAUUCUGGACGGAGAUGAGGAGGCCCGCUUGGACAGAGAACUGGACGGAGAUGGCAGCGACUCGGAUUCGAGUCUUGACUUGCACACCCCACUUCCGCAACUCAUGGUGCGGGAUGGCCUGCUUUCCCCGAAUUCGAAGCUCGUAGCCGCGUCGCGGAAUACGACGCCGCUCCCUGGCAACCGGCCUGGGAGCUGCGUCAGUCUUGCUUCCACUGUAGGGUCCAUGAUGACGAAGAACGGUCUGUUCAAGGACGAGCGUGAUACGAUCAAGCGUCGCGUUCGCCAUCGUGACGGCAAGAUGCUCCGAGGCGGCAUAGGUCUCACGACAGGCCUCGGGUGGAGUGACAGUGAAGACGAGGACGCGCCUGCUCCCCUGAUCCGUCAAAUAUCGACCGGCAACCUCAAGAAACGGGUCUCCACGGCGUCCUCCCGCAGCCUGAAUUCUGUGACACGGUCUUACAGCGAGCACAUCUCGGAGAAUCGCAUGGACGAAUUCGGGAUGCUCCCGAAAAGUACUCGCUCGUCGGCACCACCCACCUCUUGGCCGCGGUCGCGACUCACUUCUGGCUUGGACAGGAGGACGAGUACGAGCAGUUCCUUGUCUAGUGCAUCUUCGAAGUCAGCGCUGUCGCGACCAUUUUCGCGAACAUCGACUUCUUCGCAUCUGUCAGGUCUUGGGAGCUCGCCCAGUCGACAUGGUCUGGACGCGGGUGCCAAAUCGCUUGGGCAUAUCCGGGAAGGCGACGAGUUUGGCUUUAAUACUCCGUCGACCUCGUCGUCUACCGCCAGCCUAGUCACCCCUAUCACACCGGCGGAUACACCUUCCCUGGGUAGGACAAGCCUGGGUUCUCUUUCCUCCAAGACGACUCGCAAACUACUCGACCAUACCGGCACGUCUGAUCUGACCUCUCGCGAUGGAAUCCAUCACAGCUCCGCUUUGAGUGCACGGACGCUGAACGUUCCUCGCCCUCUCCGGCUACCCCAGUCACAAAGCAGCCUCCGAACGCCUUCCAGCGAGACGUCGUCGCUCCGGACAUCCCUCUCCUUCAGUGCAGGACAUUCAAGCGCUCCGAGUCUCCGCCGAAUGCCUUCCCAGGUACUGCGCCAGCCGCAAGCCACACCUCGCUCGGCCUCGAUGGCCAAGAGCGCGCCUCCGCAAGACGGGGUCGCAUUCCCCUCUCAGUCUCCGGUCAAGACCGGCCUCAUGGCGCGCAGUUCGUCAAGCUCGUCCGCGUCGAGCAGUGCGAGGCUGAAGCCGAGGACAGGCACGGGGAUGGUCUACCGCUCGACGCCGACGACGCCGACGACGCCGGGGACACCGGUGAUGCCCACCCCAGCGGUGCGGGCAAGCCUGCUGCGGAUGCCGAGCACGACGUCUCUUCGUUCGGUUCAGGGCGUUGGAAUCGCGAUAUGA